CUAACCAGCUAGCCAGCCAGCCAGCCAGCCUGUACCCUCCCACUCCUUUCUCUCCCUUUGUCCUUACCCCAUCCCUCCUCUCACUGAAUCUAUGCAAGUAGACUGCCUCUCUCUCACACUGUUCUCUUCUGCAGACAGGAACAUUCUCCCUCUGUCUCUGGAUGAGGGAACUGCAUACUGAAAGUGCUUGCAACCAACUGCUGGGACCCGAAUGAAGUGCAGCCUGUCUCCUGAAAAAUCUUCCUAUUUUUGAGGGACAUUUGCUGCAGACUAACCAAUCAGCAUCUCAGCAUCUUUAUUUGUAAUGCUGCCUGAAGAGUAACUUGGACAUUUUUAGCUUCCUUUCUUCUUCCUCUUUAUUUUUUCCUGUGUUGCCCUUGUUGACCAGCAUGAUUUUCACCACAGCUGCUGUCCUUGGUGCCACGCUGGGCACUGCGUCAGGCAUCCUCACUCUCUUUGGGCUCUCACUGAUCUGCAGGUCCUGUAAGAAAGGCAAGCUGGAAAGUGGUGAAGAUGCAGACCCAGAGAAGGCUAAACCCAGUGUUCUGCACUCCUCAGAGCAGGUGAGCUGCCCUACUACAGUACUUGCACAUGGACUCAGAUCUUAGAGAACUUACUUUCCUGGGAGGGUAAUUACCAGCUUGGGGAAUCUGUGUGACUAGGUUUAUGUGACGUGGGACUGGAGUGAAUGCCAUGGUUAUUGAGUGAUAACAUUGACUAAAUGUCAUGUCACGUGUAGAGCUGUUUUUAUCUCAUAGGUGAUCUAUAAUUGUAGUGCAGAAAGCUUUGUCCUGUCUGUUUGAUUUGAGUAACUACAGUUUCUCUGUGUGGCAUGAAAUCCUGGUAAAUAAUAUAGCUAACUACAGUUGGUUAAUACACUGACAUAACAACUAGUCUUUUGAUUUUUGAACAGAGAAGUUGGUAGGCUAAGACGAUUCCACAUAUCUGCUUAUGACAGCCUUUGAUAUCUCCCUUAACUGAUAUAUAGAUUGUAACACAGGAAAUGCAGCAGUAAAAAAACAUCAGAUAGGGGUUACAUUACAAUAAUGGACUGCGGUAAGAUAGGGCCCUCCAAUUGGCUCCUCUAAUGACAAUUUGUUGUCUUUUUACUGUUAUGGGCACUGGAGUACAGUUAGUAGAGCACUGUAUUCAUGUUCCUAUGGGCUGCAGGAGGCUUAACCUGUGACUUGACUUGUGGCAUUGUAUCAAAGUUCUGCUCACAAACCGUGUCCUUUCUUGGGGAAAGAUUGAUUGUCUGUUGCAGUCCCCUUUAGAGUGAACCCACCCAUCCUCUCUCUGAGCCAAGCAAAAGGUGUCGUACGUAUGUCCACAUUUGACCUUGACUGAUUAGUCAUAGAGUGAGAUACCACAGCUUUGAAGCAGACUUAACACCUCAGCAACCACUUUGAAGAACUACAGUAUGUUAAUUUGAAAUUCCUAUGGCCUUAUGGGCUGUCUAGUGCUCCUGCAUAUGGGUCUCAUUUGAAGAUGGCUAAAUAAUGGUGUUAGAAGCAGAUAAUAAAUUAAAAAAAGACAUGCACAUGUUUGCACCCACCCAUCCGAUGAGUUUGGGACUAGGUGAUGAGUGAUUCAGAAUCUUUUAGAGCGGAAAGAAACUGCUAGAACUAGCCUAAUAAUGAAUGCAUAGGUUCCCUGCACAUCUGUGUCAGUGUAAUUUGGGGAGGAGCAGGAUACCCCUGCAGCUCACGCUACAACCUGGACUCAGGGGUAGACUUAAUAUAGUAAAUGUAAAUCCGGGACACUCCAGUUAGUAUGAUAUGUUAAGUUUCGUUUGGUAUGUAUUCAUUUGUGGAUGUCCAUCAUCCAUUUCGUAUGAUAUGUUACGAAUUACAAUUCGUAUGAUAUGUUAUGAUUUGCAAUUCGUACAAUAUUUUACAAAUUUGUAAUUCAUACAAUAUGUUACAAAUUGUAAAAACGUAUGAUAUGUUACGAAUUCUAAUUUGUUGUGGCUAACGUUAGCUAGGUGGCUAAUGCUAAUGUUAGCUAGGUGGUUAACGAUAGCUAGGCUAGGGGUUAGGGUUAAGGUUAGGGUUAGGAGUUAGGUUAAAGGGUUAAGGUUAAGCUAACAUGCUAAGUAGUUGCUAAUUAGCUAAAAUGCUAAAGUUAUCCGUGAUGAGAUUCAAACACGCAACCUUUGGGUUACUAGACGUUUGCGUUAACCCUUUAACCUAACUCCUAACCUUCUGUCUUAUGUAACCAUACCAAACAUAACAUAUCAUACUAAUUUGAGCGUCCCAGAUUUACAUUGACUAUGUUAUGUCUAGUCUAUGAGACCAGGCUGCACACAGCCUUCCUUUCCUCAGCUUACACAAGCCCUCACACAUGAUGCAUGCCAGUACUUCAAAUGUGCUGCUAAGGAGGUGAAAGAACACUUGCUGGUUGGAGAGAUAACAACCUUACUCUUUAGUCCUCCUCUGAAAUGUUUAUAUCCCAUUAUGUAAUGGAACUUAACAAUGUGCAAUUUAUUCCACAAGCAUAAAUACAGUUCUAUACUUUAAUAUAAUAGCUACCAGUUACCAGUUUUAGAGUUUGAUUGGGAGAGUAAUGAUGCAAGCCCAGGAGAAUGGAUGGAAAUUCUUAUCAGUGUAACCAUAACUCACCCAUCUGAAUAGCCCACACUUAGCUGACUGUCGGAGAGGUGCAUUCACUGUAAAUUGGUGUUCCAUGUUUUCCUGUGAAUUGUCAGACUGCAGUGAUAAUGGACUGUUAUGGCCGUAAUGAACCCCUCUGCAUACAGCAGGCUUGCUGUCUUUGAACUGCACCACCAACACUAUAUCUUAAUGAAAGCAGUCUACAAACUAGCUGUGAUUUCUCACCACACCUUGUAUCAUAUUACAGUUUUAUUAGCCUGUCUUGAACCAUAUCUUCCUCCUCCUCUAGUUCAGUGUGGAAAAAUCAACAGAGCCCAUCCAACCAAGGACAUUGUUGAAAUUUCCCAAAAUAUACAAGCCCAAACCGUCUGUGACCUCAUCUGAGGUCAUCAGCUACCCUGAUCAUGCCUCAGAGAAGGGGGGCGAGCCCUCUCCCGAGGGACCCUCGACUGAGCCUGAUGCUGGUAACCAAGCAACGGACAGCUCUGACACGUUCACGAUCCUCAGACAAGGUAAACCCCAAGCAAGAACAAACACCCUGAUUUAAACCAAAUAAAUCCCUUUAUCAUUUCCUCUUCUUUUCGUAGCUACUGUGCCUUCAUUAUACAAUGUGUAAUACUCUUCAGUUGUUUAGAUUCAAAAAUGUUCAGGUUAAAUUUUACUUGGAAUUUAAAUGGAUUUUUGGACCUAUAUUACAACGACUUUUUAUCUGUAAAUCGGAAAAAAAUGUCUUGGCAGUUCAUUGGCAGUAACAAAUGUUAUUGGUAAUUACUGUAGUUAAUCACUUCCUACUAUUGUAUUAGAGUUACCACUCACUCAGUCUAGAUAAUUGUGUUUGUGUUACUUAACUCACGUCUCCUCCUGCCAGAGCAUUGUGAUCAAAGGCUUUGCCCCACUCUCCCUCCUUCCCUCCCUAGUCCCUACACUCAUCCACUCAGUGUUAUUGAUGUGUCCAGUCAAUGGAACCUAAUGCAUGAUGGAUAGGACUGGUCCCAGAGGGCUAAGAGCUUCCUACUGCUAUUCUUGGUGCUUUCUUACACCUGAAUGCAAUUGCCUUACAGUAACAGCCAGUUUGGCUAUACUUGGCUAUACAUGGAUAGGUGGAUUUAUUAUUUGAAAAGCAAUUAGCACACACACUUGACUAUUGUGUGUUAAUUAUUUCUCAAAAAAAUAACAAACAAAAAAACAAAUAACAAAUGUAAGAUGUCCAAACUUGUGAAACAUAGACGUCUAUGAUUGGUUCAGAUUUGGUCCGGUCUGGACCAACCAAAUGUGGUCUUGUUUAUAAUAUAAUAAUAUAAAUGCCAUUUAGCAGACGCUUUUUUCCAAAGCGACUUACAGUCAUGUGUGCAUACACUUUUACGUAUGGGUGGUCCCGGGUAUCGAACCCACUACCCUGGCGUUACAAGCGCCAUGCUCUACCAAUUCAGGGCUCAAUAAAAUAAUAGCCAGUGUGUAGAAUAAUACCCAAAUAUGCAAAGGAGGAUAUUGCAUAUUUAUACCUGUGUGUACCUAUUUAGGAUACAUCACCAGGAAGAGAAUGACAUUCAUAUCCAUAAUUAUGCAUUUCUGUGUAGUACAGAUCAGGGACUCAUGAAUAAAUUCUGUUAACACAAUUCCGUUACCGGGUGUAAAUCUACUUCACUUACUGUAGUUCAAUAACCAAUAUAUAUUCAUUUAUUUUCAAAGUCAAUGUGUCAUGUCAUAGCUGACACCCCAUUCUUUCUGCAGACAUCGUUGAAUCUUAAUUAGGAGCGCACAUUUAACAGAGUUUUUGGAAAACGUGGACACAUAAAAAAACUCAGGGAGAUUUUCCCGAAAUUCUGUUACCAAACUUUGCAUCUGCACAUUUCUUCCAGUAAAUGUGUUUUAGUAAAAUGUUCACUGUAAAUUGUUGAAAGUAGUUAUUGUGCAUAGAGUUGUAUGGUUUGUUAAUCUUUGAAAUCAAUCAUUUUUGUUUGUCUCAGUGCAAUUCCGUUGCCGUGGAAUUGCCCAGCCCUAACCCAGCCUCCUUUCCCAGACUCAAAGGACGAAACCCCCUGUGCCAGGGAUCUUACCAAUGGGAUGACAACAAGCAGCUCCAUCCUCCACCCUAAGCUGCAUUUCUCUCUCACCUAUUAUACCGAACAGAGCGAGCUACACAUCACCGUGAUAGAAGGUAAGGCAACAAUCUCAACAGUAUCAUCUGCAAGUAUGUAAACUUCAUGUAAAUUAAGAAGGUUGAGGUAUCACUAAACAUGUUGACCCUAGUUUACCUAUUAAACAUAUUUAAGUACUUCCUUGACAGUGCAUUUCUUUCUGUCAAACCUCAUUUAUUAACAUUAUCAAAAGAGGUAAACAAGCAGAUGUCUUCUGCAAAUGAAAACAAGGAUAAAGGAAAAAAACUAAUUGGCAGUUGUCUGCAAAUAUAAUAAAUAAAUGUGAGGCAACAGUCAAUCAAGAGUGACAAAUAGAUGGAAAUUGUAAAUGGAGACCUCACAACCCAAUCCCCUCAGUGCAUCGUGUCUUGUGGAGCAAUUUUCCGAAAGCUAAUAGAGUGGCAAAGUGAUGACGCACAAACACUGCCACAGUCAACCUGGCUUCAUCUAUUUCAGUAUUCUGCCUUGUUUCUUUUACGUCCUCCAUCUACAAAAUAAUUCAUUUCAUUUGUGGUGAGACAAAGCAAUCCUCCGGCCUCCCCCCUUCAUAAGACUGUGGGUGAUUUGAUAAGGGGUUGAGUGGCUCAGACAUUUUUUUUGUGUUGGCACUCUGCUGGCUGGUCCCCAUAUGUGGACACUUAUCGACUGUAGAUGCUGAUGCGUCACCCAAUGAAAAGGUCAGCAAUGCAUCUACUUUGCCUUGCGGCAGGCUGGUGGGUGGGUGGGUGUUAGUUGAUGGUGGGGUAGGGGUGCAAGCUGUCAAACUGAGUUGGUGGUGGGGUAGGGGUGCAAGCUGGCAGUGGCGGCUCCUGAAAAAAUUCUCAGGAGGGGCAAUUUUUCUGAUGAUUUAGGUGACCUACACACAUUUUUAAAAAGAUAUGUCCAGCAACAACAUGAAGACAGGGGCAACAUAUAAGUCAAUACCAGAAGCAUUUAUUGACUGAUCUCAAAAGUGUUGGCUUACAAAAGCAAAAUAAGUUAUCACAGUAAAAAUAAUCAAGGGUGUUCUUUCACAUUCCUCAACACUGCAUAAACAAUAUGUAUGGCUUUGUAAAAAUGAACAACCAUAUUCUGGCCAAUUGUAUAGAUUUGUAAAUAUGAACAACCAUAUUCUGGCCAAUUGUAUAGAUUUGUAAAAAUGAACAUGAACAGAUUUUUUAUUUUUUUGAAUGGCAGUACCUUUCAAACAUGUCUGCUUGCAGUAAGGUAGCACUCACAAGGUGGCCAGAGAAAGAGAACCUUUCUUUGGUGUGAUCCAGGAUGGUGUUGCAGACCUCUUCAGACAGCCUCUGCUUCUCCUCUUCUCUCAAAGCUGUUCUGGGUCUUUUGGCUCCUGUUGCUUCUUGCAGCUGCUGUUGAGAGGAGUCCCUGAAGGCAAACAGACCAAUGUGUUUGUUGGCUUUGUACAGUAUUGUUGUCUAUGUGAUGCACAGGUAUAUGCAAUGUAUCCAUGUAUAGUACAAAUACUUCAGUUCCACUUAAAAUGGGCAGGGAUGCAUAAAGUCUUUAGUGUUUAAGUUAGCCUUUGUGUCUCACAUAGCCUGGAUGUUCAGCACAGUAUACAGUGGUGCUCAUAAGCUUAUGAUCCCAUGCUAAAGUUGACUAAAAAGAGGAAUAAAAAAGAAAAGAAAAUUGGUGUCCUUAAAGGUUGGAUUUUCCAACUUUUUUAAUUAAGUCAUUAAGAUCAAUUUCCAAAAGAUGAUUUUUUUAUUUUUUUAUUCCUCUUUUUAGUCAGCUUUAGAAUGUGUUCAUACACUUAUGAGCACCACUGUACAGUACACAUAGUAUAUAAAAUAAGAUAGAUUACACCACUGGCCAUAUAUAAUGACAAUAAUGUAAUUUCAAACACAAAUGCAGUCUCCUUUCAUGCAUACAUUUUCAAAUAAAGCUCUGCUUUGAGAAAGAUCGAAUGAUAUUGUUUAAUCUUUAUCUUACCUUAUGGCCUGCACACUGCUUGCGAAGCUGUCGAGGGCACGUUUGAUAAAGACAGCAUCGAUGUCCUUAUUCUGUAGCUUCUGGUACGGUGGGCUGGUCAAAUGAACCCAAUGAACCCGUCCGGAUGGCUUCAAAACAUUCUAUGAGGUCGUCUCGAUUCUCGUAGACAGUGUUCACGACUCUGCUGUUGCUAACCUCAUCGUUGUGGCGGCGGACAGCUAGCCUGUAUCCCUCAUCCAGUUGAGUGGCAAUAUUCACUCUCACCAAAGCAGACAAUCUCAAACAGCUAUCAAUGUGGGUCUUUGACAGCUCAUUUUUCUUAAUCUUUUCUGAAAGAUGGUGCAUGUCGGUUACACCAGUCGCUGUCCAAGCGUUGCUGUCUGCCGUUCAUGGUUACGUUACGUUACGUAUGACGAAAGCGCGUAAGUGCAAGCCCUCAGACACCCAUAGAGAAUGUAUUGAAAGCUCAGAAAUUUGAAAAAAAAAUAUUUUACAUUAGAGGCUAUGAGAGACUUCUGGGCGAUUUUCAACCUGACUGAAAUCGCCCCAAAACGGGCGGGGACAUUUGAAGCACGACUUUAGCCUGAUUGGACAUUUAGUGGCUGGCAGAUCAGACGUGAACACUGAACUACUGUUGCCAUGAUAUAAUUGAUUAGAAAAAAAAUCCCUUCCUUUUCCCGUUUGGCAGUGCGUCGCCCAUAUCGCCCUAUUGAACACACCGCCCAUGGCUGCCACACUGUUCACACCAGCAUCAUACGCCUGUUGAGAUAUGCUAACAAGGGGCACAGGUUCUCUGCAGGCUAGCUGUCUGUGAGUCCUGCCUCUUUGGUUUGUUUAUCACAUGCCGUGUGCUCAAUUAUAUCUCAUUAUAUCCAAGCCCUUAGCUUCACUAAUUACUAUUUUUAUUCAAGGAGUACAGUAUGCUUUGCUGUUGGAGAAACUGUUGGAGAGACCUAUGCUGGUGUUGUCGAGCACUGAUUGUGCAAAGGGGUAAAUGCUGUGUGGGUUUACAAAGUGCUUCUGCAUUGUUUGUCAUAAACACAUCUACUAGGUAUACGCAUACUCUCCUUAUAAAUGCAUACCCUAUAAAGUUAUAACAUCAGUGUAUUCUACAUAAUAAGAUAUUUCGCAGACCUUGUCAUUUAUCCUUAUUUCAGAAAUAAGGAAUUGGGAAUAGCUAAUGAGAUUCUCUCCUCCGCACACUCCACUGGCUUCGAGUCGAAGCUCGCAUCCACUACAAGACCAUGGUACUUGCCUACGGAGCAGCAAGAGGAACUUCCCCUCCCUACCUUCAGGCUAUGCUCAGACCCUACACCCCAACCCGAGUACUCCGUUCUGCCACCUCUGGUCUCUUGGCCCUCCCACCCCUACGUGAGGGCAUCUUCCGGUCAGCCCAGUCUAAGCUCUUCUCUGUCCUGGCACCCCAAUGGUGGAACCAGCUUCCCCUGAAGCUAGGACAGCAGAGUUCCUGCCCAUCUUCCAAAAACAUUUGAAGCCCUACCUCUUCUAAGAGUAUCUUAAAUAAUCCCACAGCCACUUUACUCCCCCCCCCCCCCCCCACCCCCUUACUAGCACUGACUUUUCUGAUAGCUACUUUAUUGAGGAAAAAUGUAUUAACUAUGACUGUGAUAUGUGGUUGUCCCACCAAGCGAUCUUAAGAUGAAUGCAUUAAUUUUAAGUCGCUCUGGAUAACAACGUCUGCUAAAUGACUAAAAUGUCAAAUGUACAAAUUUAAUUAAAACUACAUCAAUAGACUGCUAUUCUAAGGGUUUGCUCCCCUCUCUCUGUUGCCUCCUUCCCCUCUCUGUCUUCCUCUGUAGCGAAGCAUUUGAGUGUGGGGUCGGGCUGUGAGGGGUAUGUGGCCGCAGUCCUGACCUCAGCAGCAGGACAGAGGGAGGCCCAGACCUCAUCGCGACGCCUGACCAGCCACACCCGCUGGGAGGAAGGCAUGGUGUUCUCCCUGCCAGGGGGGUAUGAGGUGGAGGGCGAAGUGGCUCUCUCCCUGCACAGUUGUGACCGCUUCUCCCAGAACACCAACCUGGGCGUCAUGAGGUUCAAGCUGGUUGAUGUGGGCAUGAUGUCCAACGCAGACUGCUGGGUCGACCUUCAACCACCAAAACAGGUAGGCUACCCUGUCCUUGCCAUGGAUAUACUGUAUAGUAGAUGGCAUUGGCAGCAAAGUUAAAGAGCAACUGCCCCUAAAAACCAACUAAUCCCUUUGAAAACAGCCUAUGUGGCAUUGAUAUGAAUCAGCAACAUUUAUUCUAGUUUCAAAAGUGACUGCAAAGUGUAAAUAGGAUAGUUCUGGUCAUAAAGUCAGUCUCGUCUAAAACGGAGUAAAAGAAGGUUGGGUUUGGAGUACAAUUAUGUCAACAAAUAAUGCCCCCUUUUGCCAAGCUCCACGUGCAAAUCGGCCCUCUGCCACUUCGCUUCCCUUUGCCCACUUCGCUUCCCACUUCCAUUGUUUCAUCGCCCCCAACAUACAUGUUCAAAGGAUCACGGCCGUUUGAGACUGAAAGGUGGAUUGACCAUGCAAUGCAAUGCAUGCCUCCAGCAGGAUGCACAGCCAACAACUAUGGUUUGCAUGCCCUGCCGAAGGACCCUAUCACGCGGAAUAGGUGGUUGGAGUUCGUUGGUCCCCAGUGGUGGUGAGUAUACCGGUAGCUAGACCAUAGACUGCUGGUUGUGUGUCUGGUUAUGUAUAUUGAUAAUCAUAACUUUCAUCGCUGGCUAACUUUAGCCUACCUAAACUCAGAUUUGGCAUGUAGACAAGAUAACAUUUCAAAAGAAGGCAAAUAAUUUAAUUAGUAGGCAAACCUUUAGUCAUGAUUGUGAUGUUGCCAGAUUGACUUUAGAUGCAGUACAACUUUAGCCAGCUAACUAAGAUCGAGGGGACCACCUUAUUUUAGCUAACUAACAUUAGCAUUGCUAGCUGUUUUUGACGAACUUCGCUAGUAACAGUAAUGGCAACAUUGCCAUCUCUCUAAAGUAAAUUUGACGACAUCAUAAUAUGGCAAAGUUGUUUCCUAUUCAUUAUUUGGCUACUUUAGCUAGGUAAUCGUAUUUCCAUGCACUCUAAAUUAGUGUCUAGGGCACAAAUAGAUAUUGGAUGCAGCUUUGGUAGUACUAGCUAACUCAUGUCUGACUACAACAGUGUACGAACUAACAGCAACAAACUCAAAGAAAUCCAGGGCCAUAGCAAAACAUUUCAGAGUUGGUUGCAUAGUGUAAUGGCGUCAACAGCCUGGAUCUAAUCCAAUCUGGAGUCAGUCAGUCUACAUCUGUUAAGUAUUAGUUUCCAAAUGAGAUUAUGUUAUUUCUCAAGCUAUGUUUAUAAUUGAGGGAUGAUCACAAUUGUUGACCCUGUUUUUCUGUUAGACAAAAUGCACAAUUGGGUGCCAGACUGAUCCCCUGGUCAUGAACGGAUGCCAGGACCUACCAGAAGGCGCAAAGGUGAGUAUCAUAACAUCUCCAGCAAUGUGAUUGUAAUGGUUUAGCGACCCCCCAAAAUAUUUUUAAUUCACUGUUCACUUGCUAUUUUCAAGCAUGUAAGGCAAGACCACAGAAUAUAAGUGUGUGAUGCGACACAAGUACCCUUGUGACACCUCCUCCGUUGUUGCCAGUCUCUCUUGACUCCUAUGGACACGCCAUCAUGAGGCCUCUGAUAGUGACCCAUGUUACUGCCCUGAGGAAACAGAUUGCUUCAUCAACAACAACAGGUAAUGUGUGCUAUGUGAAAAAGUUGUAUUCCAAAAUAUCUGGCUUGAUAAAAUAGUAGGCUAAUUCCCUAGCGUUGUAGAUAGAAAUAGGAGAGUAUUUUUGGUUGUUAAGUGCAUUAGUAAAAAGCUUUGUCAUUUAUUUAGAACAAAAUGCAAUUUACCACUUGGCUGUCUAUUAUAUUACCCUGUCACAGGCCAUCCCAGCAUAGAGAAGACGGGCAAGGGGGCCCUCAUCAGCAUCAUGCAGACAUUCCCUUGCUGUGAGCGUUCCUAUGAAUGGAACAGUCAGCCACAUGUUGGCAAGUAUCCGGCCAGCAACCACCUGUCAGCAGCAACAGAUUUCACAGGCUCAUAAUUUGUACAAGUACAGAAGGUAACCCACUUUAUUACUUUGAUAGAUUUGAUAUCCCUAUAGUGAAACAUAAUUUAUGUAAACUGACAUUACUUGUUGCUUAUUUUCUACUUCUUAGAUGCAUACAAUGUCCAGGGCAUAUCUUAGCCUGGUGGAACCAGCCUGAUCGCUGUGUUCACCAUUCUAUUUCACUGUACAUUUUAUGAUAUCUGAAGUGAAAUAGAAAGGUGAAUGCAGCAAUCAGGUUGGUUCCACCAGGCUAAUCAUAACCACCAUUGAUAAUGUAUCAGUGCUCUGUGUGUGUGUGUUUGUGUGUGACUGACCAGUAUCUUUGAUGAGGGGCUGAUCUACUCUGCUAUGCCCGUUAAUGGGGCUCUGUCAAAGACAUCACCUCCAGCCUCACCUCUUGCCUGCUCACCAACGGUCGUCGAUGGGGAGAAGAGAUUUAGCUAGGUUUAGUUUGACCUGUUCAAACUUCAACAUAGUACCUGCUUGUGUGUCAGAUAUUACCUAUCCUAACUACCAUUGGUAAUAGAACAGUGACUAUGUGUGUAUAUGUUUGGAGCCAGCACAUGGAGACUUGCAAAAUUAUGUGAUAAAGUCCAGACUGACAGAUACUGAUACUGAUGUAUCUGAAUGGAGAGAGACCUUGCACUCUGCAUUAAAAUUUUACUAGAAACAACUUUUACUUGUAUUGUAUUUUGUUAUUAUUUAAUUGAAUGGUAUCAGUCAAUAUGGGGAGGGAGAAACCCUGUGUAUUCUGCACCAGGAUCAGGGAACUCCUGUUGUAUACAGGACACCACACAGGAAGGUAUGACCACUCUGACAUGUUUGCCAAGGUAGCCCCAUUACCACCAGACAAAAUGCUGAUAGGCACAGUGUCUGUAUCGGCUGGGAAUGACAAUGAAAGAUGAAAAGUUCACAUUAUCAUACUAGCAGAACACUGCUUCUAUGGUAUUAUGUAAAGGGUUGUUUAUUCUACAUGGACCUGUUACUACAUUUGAAAGUUAUGUCUACCUAAAUUCAGCAAUUGCAUUCUUCUCAUAUUACUCUGUAGGCUGCUGACAUUUUCAAAGCUUCCUCCAGCAUCUCAUCAUACAUCUGUAGUUAUUGAACUCAACCUGCCGGAGGUUUGUUUGUUGCGAUUGAGUGGGGGGGGGGGGGGGGGGGGUCUUGGUGGUGGCAAGGACACACCUAAGAAACACCCACAUCAAACCACACCCACAACCCAACUCAAGUUUUGCUUCUGUCAUGGCCGCCCGCAUUUCUUGCGGAGCAAGUCAAAAAAAGAGGCCAAAUCAGCGGGUGCAGUUCCCCUUUAAUAUUAUUAUAUUUUUGUAAAUUGAAUUGUAUAGAACUGUGUUCCUCUUCGAGACCAUCAUAGAUAUCAUUUUUAGUAAUGAGGAGCACGGUAACUGUUUAUCUUCUUUUGAAGAAUGGGUGGAAUCAUGAGUGAUUUUGAAUUGGGGUGAGAUAUAUUCCCUGCGUCUCUGAGAUGAAGUGUGUUUCCACUAUCUAUCGCUAACCUGUGCUAAUUGGCUCUCCUUUGCUUCUAUGAGCUGUUAGGAGGUGUUCGUUAUAAAAAGGUGUUGCCAUGGCAUCCUUCAACAGCCCCUACCCCUCGUGAUCUGAUAGUGACGUGAGCCAUCCCAGCUCUCAAACUAGACAACUGUUCUGUGGAUCUGGUGAAACUGAAUCCUAGGCACUGUGAUCAAAAUUAUUUUUAUUCAAGGUCAAACUCAUUUAUCUCAAUGGCUAGGUUUGGUCUGCCUGUCUGUAUGGCUACCCUGUAACAAGCACUGUUAAGCCUCUUCAAGAUACAGUGAUAACCAUCUGACUUUAUGUUAACCUAAAGAGGAUUUAGGUAAAAAGGACAGCUACUCAAGCUGCUAUAGAAAAAGGUAAUCCCAUUUGACGUCUCAGUCUCAGUGACACAGGGAGGAUUUGUAUAUAGGGUUGAAAGGGAGAUUGUUGUUGGACGUUUUGAUAGAAAUCUCUGAAAGGAUUGAGUACAUACAGAGAGACAAAAUGUAUACUGCAAGUCCUUUUCAGUUUAUUCAGGCUCUGAUCCAUUUGCGAGGCUGGGAAACCUUUGAAAAAAUGAAUUUAUUAGAAACCCAAUAUGAUCUUGUUUCUCUUUUCUGUCGGAACAGCUCAUUCUGUCCACCAACAAGCUGUUCUUUAAUUAAAACUUCAGCUACAGGGACACCUGAAUGCAAAUAUGGAUUUAAUAAAAAAACUGCCAGUUCUCCAGUCUUUCCUGGCUGCUGCAUCGUGAGCCUCCAAGCUAGGCAGGAGAUCAGAAUCUACAUCAUUACAAACCCUGGGGAUUUCUUUUUUCAGGGAUGCGCAAGAGAGCAUGAAGUCCUGCCAGGAAUCACAAACAGGGAUGAUGGAGGGCUGGAGAGGGAGCGGGAGAUGACGGAGAGAGAUACGAGGAUGACAUGAGAUAAAUAAGUCACGUCAAAGAUUAAAAGGAAGACCAGAUAGAGGAGAUAGAGAGGACAGGGGGAGGCUGAGAGAUGUAGGGAGGGGAAGGCGGGAGUUUGUAUGAUGUAGGUUGUGACGCAAGUGAUACUCCGCUGCGGAAGAAUAACUAUAAAUUAUUGAUCAUUUAACACAGUGAGAAGUUUCUCAGCUCUUUAUUUAGUGGUCAUAGCUGCAUAGAGAGAACACAGGAGCAGAUGGGGCUGACAGAAGCCGGGGAUGACACACACAGCAGUAUACUGUGCUAUAGCUCCUCAGGAGAUCACACACUAUGAUACUCCACUGAAGAAAGAUAGGAGAUAUUUUAUUUAUUAGAUGUCCACUGAAAGAGAGAAAAACAUUUUAAUGAAACCGUUGAUUUGGUUGUAGUUGUAUGGAGUUAUGACUCAGAGAAGAACACUGUUCAAAGAACAAGACUACCCCAUUCCCUUUGCAUCGAUUACUUACCACUCCUUUGAUAUAUCGCUCACAGCAAAUCAAAGAGUGAGUCAGGCUGCUACUUUAAAGUGUUUACUUGCUGUGGAUCGCAGACUAUAAAGGGACGCUCAAGCUGUAAAAUUGUACUGUGCUCUUUGGUGCUGUUGAAAUGAUGUAGUUAACAUGUUUCCAAGCACCCCCUAUAAAAGCCAAUUGUGCUUAGUCUGUGCUGCAUAUUGGCUAAUGCAAAAUCCUUGACUUUUUGUCCAUUAGUGGGCUCCUUAUUUUUUGUGUGUGACCUGUUUGGAAAUAAUAUGAACCACUUCCUCAUAUGUGCACUACUGGAUGACCAAAGACCCUAGAUAUCAAUUACUUUCACUAAUCAACCCUCCACACAGUUGGCUAUGCAUGAUAACAGUUUGACAAAAGGUGGAGUGUUGACUGUAAAGCCUCUCCUACACACACAUUUCGUUUAUAUGAUAUUACUUUUACAAUAAACUCUUUCCUGGUUGUAAGAGUCUCUGAUAUUCCACUUAGUAAAGUGACAUAUUGGGGCAUAUUGCAGUAUGUGUAGGAGUUUCAAUGCCCCUAACCCACGCACGAAGACCAUUUACUAAAUUGUCACGAUUUCAGAUCAAUAUGAGAUUCACCGGUAGCAUCAGAAGCAUAAUAGCAGUUAUUAUAAUAAUUUGUGCCUAAUGAAUCCUAAUCUUCCUGAGGCACAGAGGUGACUCACACAGCCAUUCAUCCAGUCCAUUUGAUUACUAGUGAAUCAGACCUUUGUGUCCGUUAAUGAUGCUGUCAAGGUAACAGGCACGUGUACACACCUUAUUGUAAUUCCUAAAUGGACAUUGCUUGUUUGAUAUUUGUUCUAACCUAUGUACUGUAUAUCAAAGUCUGUUGUGUGUUGAAGUUUUCUGCUGUGUGUUUUUGACAUUAUUUGCAGAAUAAACGUUUUUAUGUGACCUGUUCUAAUCACAGUGAAUUGGUGUAAUUGACUAUAAUCAGCAGGAUGUCCAGUCAGCUGGAGAGCUCUUGCUCUCCAUAAGUUACCUGCCUGCAGCCAACCGGCUGGGAGUGGUGGUGAUGAAGGCUAGAGGACUACAGUUGGACAAGCUGAAGGACUCCAUAGGUACACCCUGCUUAUUAAUAUAACCCAUUGCAGCUCAUACUGUAUGACGCCUACAACUGCUCAUCAAAUCAUACAACCAUGAAUGGAUAAUCAUCCAUCCGUUUCACUGUAGUGAAAGCCUCGUUCCUUGUUCCUAGACCUGUCUGUGAAACUGGCCCUGAAGCACCAGACUACCAAGCUGAAGAAGAAGCAGACGCGACGAGUCAAGCACAAGAUGAACCCAGUGUGGAAUGAGAUGAUGAUGCUGGAGGUUCCCCGCGAGCUGCUGUCUAAAUCCAGUCUGGACUUGGAGGUGUUGAACCAGGCAGGUCCUGUUGAGCAGGAGUCCUUGGGCCGCUGCCAGCUGGGUUUACAGGCCUCUAAUACUGGUCUCCAACACUGGCAGCAGAUGCUAGACAACCCCCGUAAGCAGAUCGCCAUGUGGCACCCACUUUAUGACUAAGAUAACAACCUGUCUGCUUUGCCCUUCCAAAUACCAAAAUAGUAUACCACACAUAAAUAGUUUACCAUACAAGGCUGGAUUGAGUAAUUCCGGAACUCAGGAUUUAAGAGCCUAAAUCUACAGUAUUUAUCCACUUAUAUGGAAAUGAUCCUAUUACCUGCAAUUAUUUAUCCCACAGCAUCCCAUAACAUAUCAACAAUAGCAUACACUGAACCGACAUAUCACUGGAUAUCACAGAAUUUCCCAAGAUUUCCAACCAUGAACACAUUUUAUAUAUUCAAUGAAACUCAUCAAUGCAAUGUAAUACUUCACCUACAAUACCUACAGUGAGAGAAAAAAGUAUUUGAUCCCCUGCUGAUUUUGUACGUUUGCCCACUGACAAAGAAAUGAUCAGUCUAUAAUUUUAAUGAUAGGUUUAUUUGAACAGUGAGAGACAGAAUAACAAUGAAAAAAUCCAGAAAAACGCAUGUCAAAAAUGUUAGAAAUUGAUUUGCAUUUUAAUGAGGGAAAUAAGUAUUUGACCCCCUCUCAAUCACAAAGAUUUCUGGCUCCCAGGGGUUUUAUAUACAGGUAACGAACUGAGAUUAGGAGCACACUCUUAAAGGGAGUGCUCCUAAACUCAGCUUGUUACCUGUAUAAAAGACACCUGUCCACAGAAGCAAUCAAUUAAUCAGAUUCCAAACUCUCCACCAUGGCCAAGAGCAAGAGCUCUCCAAGGAUGUCAGGGACAAGAUUGUAGACCUACACAAGGCUGAAUGGGCUACAAACCAUCGCCAAGCAGCUUGGUGGGAAGGUGACAACAGUUUGGUGCGAUUAUUCGCAAAUGGAAGAAACACAAAAGAACGUCAAUCUCCCUCAGCCUGGGGCUCCAUGCAAGAUCUCACCUCGUGGAGUUGCAAUGAUCAUGAGAACGGUGAGGAUCAGCCCAGAACUACACGGGAGGAUCUUGUCAAUGAUUCUCAAGGCAGCUGGGACCAUAGUCACCAAGAAAACAAUUGGUAACACACUACGCGUGAAGGACUGAAAUCCUGCAGCGCUCGCAAGGUCCCCCUGCUCAAGAAAGCACAUAUACAUGCCCGUCUGAAGUUUGCCUAUGAACAUCUGAAUGAUUCAGAGGAGAACUGGGUGAAAGUGUUGUGGUCAGAUGAGACCAAAAUGGAGCUCUUUGGCAUCAAGUCAACUCGCCGUGUUUGGAGGAGGAGGAAUGCUGCUUAUGACCCCAAGAACACCAUCUCCACCGUCAAACAUGGAGGUGGAAACAUUAUGCUUUGGGGGUGUUUUUCUGCUAAGGGGACAGGACAACUUCACCGCAUCAAAGGGACGAUGUACCGUCAAAUCUUGGGUGAGAACCUCCUUCCCUCAACCAGGGCAUUGAAAAUGGGUCGUGGAUGGGUAUUCCAGCAUGACAAUGACCCAAAACACACGGCCAAGGCAACAAAGGAGUGGCUCAAGAAGAAACACAUUAAGGUCCUGGAGUGGCCUAACAAGUCUCCAGACCUUCAUCCCAUAUUAAAAUCUGUGGAGGGAGCUGAAGGUUCGAGUUGACAAACGUCAGCCUUGAAACCUUAAUGACUUGGAGAAGAUCUGCAAAGAGGAGUGGGUUACUCGCCACAGUACCUAUACUUAACCACCUCUAUGAUCUGUUUUCAUAGCUGAACAGAAUAAAUAUGAUAAGUAAUGCCUGUGUUUUUGUGGUAUAGGGGAUUACGUAUAUGGUAUGUAAUGGUAAAAUAAGUCCUGUGUAGCUCAGUUGGU
Molecule: messenger RNA, 16989 nt
Organism: Coregonus sp. 'balchen'
Lineage: Eukaryota; Metazoa; Chordata; Actinopteri; Salmoniformes; Salmonidae
Source: the annotation of a GenBank genome assembly